This is a messenger RNA of Leishmania major strain Friedlin, 528 nucleotides long. Its product is annotated as putative ama1 protein. The transcript has a single exon. The record is from RefSeq and is a predicted model, not a curated record. The coding region runs from base 1 to 528 and encodes 175 amino acids. Lineage: Eukaryota; Euglenozoa; Kinetoplastea; Trypanosomatida; Trypanosomatidae.
AUGCUGCAAGGUCAGUACGAUCAGAAGCCUAAUGGCGGCCCUCAGUAUAACCAGCCGCAGGGGCCCGGGCAGAACGUCUACACCGGCAACCCCAUGAAUGCGCCGGGCAGCCGCCCUGCUGUCCACAGCCGUCUCGGUAAUUGGCACUACUCGCUGUGUGUGUGCUGUAACGACAUGGACUCGUGCUGCGAGGCGUGUUGCUGCUUUCCUUGCCAGGUGAGCCGGCAGUGCAAUAUGCUCGUGAGCAACCGCAGGGAGAUCCACUGGCCUUACUGCUUGCUCAUGACCCUGUGUGACGUCAGCUUGCUUUUCUUUAGCGUGACGUGCGUCUUUGCCAGUGAGACACGUCGGCUAGCGCGCGAGCGGUACGGCAUUUCCGGCAGUGGCUGCGACGAUUGCUGCAUCGGCUACUGGUGCCGCACCUGCUCUGCGCAGCAGGUGCUGCUGGAGAUGACCGCGAUGAGCGAAUUCCCAGGGGCCACGUGCUACGAGGCUGCCCCUCAGCCCGCGGCCAACCGGAUGGUCUAA